CAUUGUUUUUCUGCUAAUCUUAUGUGUAAAUUGGUAGAAGGGCUCUAGCGGCCGUCAAAGUGGUGGACGCUGAUUGGUUGAAUUGGUGUGUUGCGUCACCAGCUCCCGCGGAAGUGCUGAGGAUUGGAAAAUAGAGGUUAUGCUGCAACGAGCAGCACAGCGCGUGAAGGAGACGUUUACCUAGUACAGCCAUGAGCUGAGGCUCUCCAGACCUGCCUUUCUCCAUGAUGAACGACAAGCUGGUGUUCCUGGGUCUCCUUUACUUCAUCCAGGGUAUUCCCUAUGGGCUGCAGUCGUCCCUGCUCCCGGUGUACCUACGAGGUGCUGGUCACUCCCUCACUCGCAUCAGCCUUACCAAAGUCCUCUAUUUCCCCUGGGUGCUCAAGGUCUUCUGGGCUCCUCUGGUGGACCAUACAGGCACCAAGCGCUGCUGGUUGGUAGGCACGGUGGCUGGUCUGGCCCUCACCUGUCUGCUCAGUGCCACUAUAUCACCUGAUGUUCAAUACAUGGGUAUAGUGGGCUCCCUGCUGGCCAUGAACGUGCUGGCAUCGGUGCAGGACAUUGCAGCAGAUGGGGCAGCUGUGCGUCUGCUGAGGGGGCAGGGAGAGCUGGGCCUGGGGAACACGGUGCAGGUGGUGGGGUACAAGGCUGGGUCUGUGUUUGCAGGAGGGGGGCUUCUGGCUGUGAUCGAUGUGGCAGGCUGGGGAUGGAUGUUUGCCCUGUUGGCCUGUGUGUACGGUGGUGUAGCUCUGUUCGUGUGGGGCGCCCCGGUGUUGGAUGGAGAGUCUGUGCGGGGACAGGUAGAGGGACGGAGAGGGACGAGGGAUGCGAUGAAGCCAUGGAAGGUGUGGAGGAAGCUGUUGUCUGUGCCAGGAACAGCAUGGACAGUGCUCUAUGUCCUUACUUACAAGCUAGGUGAACAAGGGGCUAUCACCAUGUUUCCACUCUUCCUUUUGGACCACCACAUGACGGCCAGAGAGCUGGGGGUCUGGAACGGCAUGGUUGCCAUGGCAUUCUCCAUCUGUGGUUCUUCAAUCGGGGGCUUCUUACUCUCUCAGUACAGUAUCGGUAUGCUGAUGAGACGUGUGUUUAUGAUGCGGACUCUUAGUAUGGUCCUCCAGAGCUCGUUGCUUGUUGUGCUGGAACCAUCACCCUUGAUGAAAGGUAUGGCAAUAUUGAGUCUGAGUUUGCAGCAUUUCAUCGCAGGUCUCAUCACCACUCUCACCUUCACCACAAUGAUGAACUGCACGCAGAGAGCCGAGGAGAGCAUACAGGCCACUCACUACAGUUUUUUGGCCACUCUGGAGGUCCUGGGGAAAUUGAGUUUUAGUGCCCUUGCUGGGGGCAUGGUGGACACUGUGGGCUUUCCCAUAGCCUUCAUCAUCUUCCUCUUCCUUACCUGCAGCAGUGCCCUGCAUGUGUGGAGAGCCACAGAGACUGGCAUCCUUAAGGAGCAGCUGAAAGGACAGCCGCAGUGACCUGCAUUAGCCUAUAAGAGGGCUGAGUGAGUGAGUGAAUCUGUGGAAGAGAGAGAGAUUGAAUCAUAUGCAGUGUAAGAUACUGGUAAACAAAUAACCAGUGGAGCAAAUAUGUGUUAUAUUUUGCAUUUAUAACGUAACCAGCAUUGAACUUGACAAGAGCCACACAAAGCACUCUCACUGGAAGCCAACACCUCUCAGUAGAACACUGCAAAACUUUAACAGAUUGAGUUAUUGCAACACCAUAAACUUGUCUGUUUGCUGUAACUGAGAAUGACUAAAUGUAUUAUUUAUUAUAUUACUUUAUUUGCUUCAUAUAUUUUCUAGGUAAAAGAUUCAAUGCUUAUUAGGGGUCAAGUCUAGUUUGGUUUAGUUAUACACACCCUAGUGAUUUACACAUUCUAUCAAAUACAACAUUUAUUCAACUUAGAAAUGAAACCCAAACAAGAAUUUAUUUUGAACGCACCCAGAAACAUUAUAGAUGGAGACAUGCGACUCAUAGAAAAAUUAAUGGGAGAAAUCGUAACGAUCCUUUCUUCCUUUCAGUUUAAAGAGUCUUUUUGGUAGCAUUUGUUUACUCUAGAUCAUAAAGCAGAACAUGCAUGCACAUUAAGUAGGCCAGCCUGAAAAAAUACAGUUUAUAAGAAGCUAAAUUUAUGAUAUCUUAUUUUAUUGCUGGUUUGAAAAACUUUCUUAAAAUGUAAUCUUGACAAACAGUUUUGGAGAUUUCAGUCUUUCCCCAUUCAAGAAGAUAGGAGCUUUAGUUUUAUGCUCAUUAACUGCAUAGAGAAUAGAUGCCCAGGGACAUUACCAAGAUGGCCACUAAGUGGACAGACUUGCCUUAAAAGGUUUUUGUCAAUUCAUCUGAUGCCCUCUGUCAUUGUCACUCAUUUAACAAAACAUCAAAAUGAUAUUACACUUGCAGCAAAUUCCAUUAGCUUAUUGCUUAUUGACCAAUCACCAGUAUGCUGCAUUUAAAAUCUAUUAUGCAAAUCCGAGUCAAUUAUGAGCAUAAACUGUGGUAUUUACACUAAAAGCGGCCAAAAGUUUGUAAUAAUGUACAGAUUUUGCUGUUUUGGAAGGAAAUUGGUACUUUAAUUCACCAAAGUGGCAUUCAGCUGAUCACACCUUAUCCUUGAGUAAUCAUGCUAAAUUGCUAAUUUGUUACUAGAAAAUCACUUGCCAUUAUAUCAGACAUAGUUGAAAGCUAUUUGGUUCGUUAAAUGAAACUUAACUUUGUCUUUGUGUUUGUUUUUGAGUUGCCACAGUAUGCAAUAGACUGGCAUGUUUUAAGGUCAAUAUUAGUUCAAAAAUGGCAAAAAAAAAAGAUACAGCUUUCUCUAGAAACUCGUCAGUCAAUCAUUGUUUUGCGGAAUGAAGGCUAUACAAUGCUUGAAAUUGCCAAAAAAACUGAAGAUUUCAAACAAAGGUGUACACUACAGUCUUCAAAGACAAAGGACAGCUGGCUCUAACAAGGACAGAAAGAGAUGUGGAAGGCCAGAUGUACAACUAAACAAGAGGAUAAGUAUGACAGAGUCGCUAGUUUGAGAAAUAGACACAUCACAUCCUCAGCUGACAGCUUCAUUGAAUUCUACCAGCUCAACAUCAGUUUCAUGAACAACAGAAAAGAGAAGACUCAGGGGUGCAGGCCUUAUGGGAAGAAUUGCAAAGAAAAAGCCACUUUUGAAACAGAAAAACAAAAAGAAAAUGUUAGAGUGGGCAAAGAAACACAGACAUUGGACAACAGAUAAUUGGAAAAGAGUGUUAUGGAUCUUAACCCCAUUGAGCUUUUGUGGGAUCAGCUAGACUGUAAGGUGCGUGAGAAGUGCCCGAUAAGACAGCCACACAUAUGGCAAGUGCUACAGGAAGUGGGGGGUGAAAUGCCACCUGAGUAUCUCGACAAACUGGCAGCUAGAAUGUCAAGGAUCUGCAAAGCUGGCACGUGGAGGAUUGUUUGCUGAGAACUCUUUGAAGAAGUUCUGAAUUACAAAUUGUAAAAGUAAUUUUUCAUGUUAUUAAUGUCCAGACUAGACAUUGUGAUCAGUUGAAUGCCACUUUGGUGAAUAAAAGUACACAUUUCUUUCCAUAAGAGCAAAAUCUGUACAUUAUUCCAAACUUUUGGCCGCCAGUGUAUAUGGCUUAGUGGAGUGCUUUUAUGUGUUCUCAAUGCAAUACUAUACCUGUAUUAAAGGGGUCAUAUCAUGAGAAAUGGAAUUGCUCUUGAUAUUUAAAAAAAAACAAGAGUUCAGUGUGCUUCCUCCUACAAAAAGACCUUAACAAUUUAAGCGUCACAUUUAAGCACAGAUUUUUCAUGAAACAGCUUGUUUGUAAGCAGAGUGCUGUUUCUAAUUUUACUCACAAAGAGGGCAUUUACAUUAAAGUCGUAAAGGCAGAGCAGCACAAAAUAGUUUUUUUUUUUUUGUUUUUUUUUUUGAGGGUUAGAGAAAAGGUUAUAAAUAGACAUGAAAACCUUUUUUCGAGAAAACUAAUAUAAGUGGACCUCAGGGGGGGGAAAAAUGAAAUGAUAAAAAUAUAUGACAUGACCCCUUAAAGGAAUAGUUCACCCAAAAAUGAAAAUUCUCAUUUGCUCACCGUCGUGCAAUUCCUGAUGGUUAUGACUUUCUUUAUUCUACUGAACACAAAGAUUUAUUUAGAAGAAUAUUUCAGCUCUGUAGGUCCAUACAAUGACAUGAGGUUGAGUAAAUGAUGAGAGGAUGUUGAUUUAUGGGUGAACUAUCCCUUUAAAUGUUUGUAAAAUACUGUACGCUGAAUCUGUUAAAUUCAUCAUGUUUUUGAGCCAAUAUUGCAUCAUUUCAGUACUUUUUCAGUUGUAUGCAUUUCCUAUGCAAUAACAUAAAAUGUAAUUCAUGGUUAGUACAGUAUAUAUAUAUAUAAAUACCUUUGCUUCAAAUUUGAUUGAAAACAAUAAUUAUGUUAAAGGUUCUUAAAGUGGUAGUAUAUCAUAUAUAAUAAAGUAAAUAUAGACUGGCAUCAUGAAUUGAUAUACACGCCUGUAAUGGUGGUAAAGGAUUGUGUAUAAUUCUCCAUCUUUCUAAUGCACUUCUUUCAUUUGUACAGCUCAUGUGUUUGAAUUGCCUUAUUUUAUUUUAUAAUUUACUACAGAACCAAAAAUGUGUAUAUAUUGUUUAGACUAUGUAGGCAUAUGUGUGAGAUUCACAGAAUCUAAUGUGUUAAAGAGGCCUUGAAGCUGUAAUGUGCUAUUAUUUUUCAUAAAAACUUAUUUUAGAGUUUUGCAGGGUAAUUUAAGGUUCAUAAAAAGCAUAAAAUAAAAUGUGCACAAAUGCACAACUGUACAUUUACAUAGUGCAGUUACUGUAUUAGUGCAAGGCACAAUGCUAAUUGAAAUCAGAAAAGGGGAAUUAAACAUUUUAACAAGUUAAUGCAAAUAAAUGAAUUGGCACAUGUAUAUAUAGCACUUUUCAUUUUAAUUUUUAGCAUUUAGAGUAGAAUAAUGUAUUGUUUUAAAACUAAAAAUGACAUAACUAGAUAUAGGCCAGUCUUUUUGUGAUUUUUUUAUUUUAUUUUUAUUUUGUAAUUACAGCCCCUUAAAGCAUAAAAAGGAGUCUUUGCCAUAUGAGCACUGACCAAAACAGAAUAAAAAAUAAAAGCUAUUUCUGAACCCUG
Molecule: messenger RNA, 5123 nt
Organism: Myxocyprinus asiaticus (Chinese sucker)
Lineage: Eukaryota; Metazoa; Chordata; Actinopteri; Cypriniformes; Catostomidae
Gene: slc33a2
Product: major facilitator superfamily domain containing 3
Exons: 6
Coding region: 225-1478 (417 amino acids)
Biological process (GO): transmembrane transport
Cellular component (GO): membrane
Molecular function (GO): transmembrane transporter activity
Source: RefSeq, a predicted model, not a curated record